AACUCGUCCUGGGAUUAUGUGACGCAGACAUUGUGUUCAACGUGUUAUCUGCAAGGAUGUGAUACAUUUUUCCCGAUGAAGUCCUGAGAUGUUGUGGAUCGUCGAGGAAGCCGGAGGAGAUUUGAGAAGCAGGAAAUAAGGGCUGGAAGAUGCCUCGAGUCUAUUCGAGGCACGUUCUUCUCUGUGCUCUGGGAGUGUCUGCACUUUUGCUUCUGCUCUACCAGGGCCAUCGGUUGCGUGAAGGCCCACCUUGGAUUUCGGCAUUUGAAGGGGUUGAUAAAGGAAGCGACUCUCGCUUCCAGGAGAGGAAACCCUUGAGAAAAGACCCUCUGGAAUCUCUAGAGAGCCAGGCUGCUUCGAGUUAUAGUGGAUCUUCUGACACUGCAUUAAACUCUUCGGCCAAAUUGCCGUGGUUCUUCAGAAAUGGCUCAUCGAGGACAUUCUCUGGAACACUUGGUGCCCAAUCCUUGUUUCCUUCUCCUGAGGGACGUCAAGAAGAUCGGAUUGUCAAGCAACUCAUGUACUCCGAGAAGCAAGAGGCGGAAGAGGAGGAAGGCAAGAAGAAGCUAAAAACCAUUCUCUUGUAUCAUGGUGGUUGGUCCGGGAUACAAUUGGGUCGGAGACAGUUCCUGAAACAACAGUGCCCCGUGAAUACGUGCAGUUUAACGACAAAAAAAACCGGGCCUGUCGAUGCAGUGCUGUUCAAAGAUCACGUGCCUCGAAAAGAAGACAUUUUACGUCCACCGGGUCAGCUGUGGAUCCUGUAUCUUUUGGAAUGUCCCCUCCACACCCAGAGCUUCUCCGAAGUGACGGGUGUGAACUGGACUGCCACUUACAGACAUGAUAGUGAAAUAGUCUCACCUUACGAGAAGUGGGUAUACUAUGAUUCUCGCGUAAAAUUCAAAACCCAGAACAGGAACUAUGCUGCAGGAAAAACGAAGAAAGUGGCGUGGUUCGUAUCCAAUUGCUAUGCCAGGAACAAAAGACUGGAAUAUGCCAAAGAAUUGGCGAAGCACAUCGACGUGGACAUUUACGGGUCGUGCGGGACUUUAAAAUGCCCUCGUCGGGAUGAGAAGAAGUGUUUUGAGAUGCUCUCCCGGAACUACAAGUUCUAUCUGGCCUUCGAAAAUUCAAACUGUGUUGACUAUAUCACCGAGAAGUUCUUCGUCAAUGGGCUCAUGAACGACGUUUUGCCGAUUGCAAUGGGAGCUCGACCCGAAGACUACGAACGAGCAGCACCCAAGAAUUCUUUUCUGCAUGUCGACAACUUCACUUCUCCAGCGGAAUUGGCAGCUCAUUUGCUCAAACUGGACCAGGACGAUUCUCUAUACAAUAGAUAUUUUCAGUGGAAGGGGACAGGAGAGUUCAUCGAUACGAAAUUCUUUUGCCGGCUCUGCUCUAUGCUUCACGCCAAGGACGAAGUCCCUCACAAGACCUACGGAUCAAGACUAGAAACCUGGUGGAGAGGUCCUGACGUCUGUAUCCAGGGUUCAUGGAGGAACCUCCCUCCUCGGUGAAUUUCUCUUUCUUGAAACACGCACGCGGAAAAAAAAAUUGUAUCCAGCGAACAGAGUUUUCAGUACCCAGUCACAUGUCCUUCGUCCCUCCCCAUACGGGUAUGCCUCGUUAUGUUUCCGUAGUGACGUCCAUCUCAUGUGAUUAAGUUUCACCAUAUUUGUCUUCUCGGUAUCAUUUUCGAAAGAGUUCUGAUCGUAGUCUCAAAUUCUGCACACACGAGUCACCUGCGUUGCUCAACUUCUCAUGGUUACCGAGGAUGUUUCCAGCGCAAAGAAAUUUCUUUGUAGGGUCUGUUCCCCCAUGUAAUGCAUUGUAAUGCAUGAUCUGAUUGGAGGCGAAUGCUAGUCUUGCGGUGUGAUUGGCCACGACAUAGUUUAUUUUGACUGGGAGCCCUUGAGCUCGCGAUGAAAUCUUGCCUUUUCCCAGUAUUGUGCAGUAUCUGCACUGUUUUCACCUUAAUUUCAAAUUAAAUUUGUGAGAGAUGAGAGUUCUCUAGGGGAUACUUUUCCUUUCCAACAUCUGUGAUAUGAAUUUAUGUUUGACGAUAAUAUAUUAUUUUAUUUCUCUGGGUUUACUCGGGGUAUCCAUAUUGCACGAAUUGGUGUGCACAUAAAUUUCCCCAUGCGCACUAGUCACGAUGGCUGAUGUUAUUGAUGUACAUCUGCAAUUUCCUCAUCAUUUGUUAGGGUAUACUUUUUCCAUCAGGACUCUCUCUCAAAGGCAAGAGUGUAGGAGAUGACGCAGCUAUAUAGCAAAUCGUGUCCGCAUGAAUUUUAUUUUUCACCAUUUUUCUUCUACAGUUCACCCAGUGG
Molecule: messenger RNA, 2330 nt
Organism: Darwinula stevensoni
Lineage: Eukaryota; Metazoa; Arthropoda; Ostracoda; Podocopida; Darwinulidae
Source: the annotation of a GenBank genome assembly